This is a messenger RNA of Stegostoma tigrinum, 8203 nucleotides long. RefSeq names its product Myb-like, SWIRM and MPN domains 1 (gene mysm1). The record is from RefSeq and is a predicted model, not a curated record. Gene Ontology annotation, molecular function: polyubiquitin modification-dependent protein binding; metallopeptidase activity. The coding region runs from base 53 to 2596 and encodes 847 amino acids. Gene Ontology annotation, cellular component: BRISC complex; BRCA1-A complex. Lineage: Eukaryota; Metazoa; Chordata; Chondrichthyes; Orectolobiformes; Stegostomatidae. The transcript has 20 exons. Gene Ontology annotation, biological process: double-strand break repair.
CUGACAUCCGACAGGGGGCAGCAGGUGUCGGAAAUGACGUUGGUGGUGCAAUAUGGCGGAGGAAGUGGAUGUGGAUAUUGAAGGAGAUGGAACGGAGCUGAACCUGGGUGAGGACUGUGGCACUGUUUCUGGCUUUCUGCAGGACCAUUACCUGGAUUCUUCCUGGAGAAAUAACAAUGGUUUCUUGUCCUGGACUCUGGAUAGCUCUCUUAGUGAAGAGAACAGAGCCGCUAUUGAGAAGAUGUUACAGGAGGAAGAAUACUAUCUGACAGGGAAAAAGCAUCGCCCAAACAGCUGGCCUGAUCACCAAGAGAGUGAGAAAAUACAUGUGAAAAGUAUUCGUCAGAAGAAAGCUGUGAAAAGCCGGACUCCUGGAACAACAAGCAGUUCUUGGCCAGCACGCUGGACAGCAAAGGAGAAAGAACUGUUUGAGCAAGGGCUGGCUCAGUUUGGCCGGAGAUGGACAAAAAUUGCAAAGCUAAUUGAAACACGAACUGUGCUGCAAGUGAAAAGUUAUGCCAGACAGUAUUUUAAGACAAAGGCAAAGAAUGAAAACCUUGGCGAAGAGGCAAAUAUUUGGUCUACCAAAACAACUUUUGUGUCUGGAAAUGGUGCCAACCUUUUGAAGAUAGGAUCAGAGUAUUGUAGUCCUACAUUAGCAAAAGGUCAGGUUUAUCCCACUGUCAAUACUGUUAAGAUUGAACAUAUGUCUGAUGAUGAAGAUGUGGACGUCAUGGAUGAAACAGAUAGCGAGAGUGAUGGGCUUCAGGAGCAGAAGAGAAGACUAACCCAACCUGCUUCAAAGACGGAUGAACAUGAGGUGACUACUUGUAACAGUGCAUCUGGAUUAGAUGACUCUGCCUCUUCCACUGUAGGUUUGCAAAAAUGUUUACAGGUGACAGAUAUAAAACAAGUGUCCAAGCCCAAUGCCACAAAUAGUAAUAAAACAGAUAAUUUGAUGUCCAUGAUUGAUGACAGUCAAGAAAAUGAAAGAUCGGUAAAAACAGCCAAUGUAGACUUUGUAGUCUACAGCAAAUGUGGACUUCCAAUGGAGCCCAAUGAAGGAUUAGGAGUGCAAAUACCUGAUUUUCUAGAGUUUAACCAAUUAGAGGAAAAAGAGAAGAUCCGUAAUGAUAUCUGUGCAUAUAGUUUGCCCGAAUCAGUUUGUGAAAUGGAAGGGGAUGAAGAGACCUGUGAUAGCGAAGGAGAACUAUUGAAAGCUCCCACACAAGAAGUAAUAUUGGACAAAAACACGAUCACAGAAGAUGAAAAACAAGCUAUCCCUGAGUUUUUUGAAGGACGAUCAUCAAAAACACCGGAACGCUUUCUGAAAAUUCGCAACUAUAUCUUGGAUCAGUGGGAGAAGUCUAAACCCAAAUAUCUGAAUAAAACAUCAGUGCGACCAGGAUUAAAAAAUUGUGGAGAUGUGAAUUGCAUUGGACGAAUACACACAUACCUGGAGCUAAUUGGAGCUAUAAAUUUUGACUGUGAGCAGGCAAUAUAUCAUCGACCACGACCUGCAGACCGAGCACGUAAUAAAGAGGAAGGAAAGGACAGUGAACAGACAUAUUUGCUUGCGCAAAGAUUGCAGUCCAUGCGUACCAGAAGACGGCGGGUGCGAGAUUCUUGGGGCAACUGGUGUGAUGCAAAGGAUCUGGAGGGACAAACUUUUGAGCAUUUCACAACAGAAGAACUGGCCAGGAGGCAGGAAGAAGAGUUGAACAAGCCUCCAAAACCAGCAAGAGGCCCUCGCCAGUCGAAGAGCUCUUUUGACCCUUUCCAGCUUAUCCCGUGUCACUGCUUCAGUGAAGAGAAACCAGAGCCGUUUCAAGUGAAGGUAGCUUCAGAGGCGUUGCUAGUCAUGGAUAUGCAUGCCCAUGUGUCAAUGGCGGAAGUGAUUGGCCUGUUAGGUGGACGAUAUUCUUCAGGAAAGAAAGUAUUAGAGAUCUGUGUUGCAGAGCCAUGUAACAGCUUAAGCACAGGAUUACAGUGUGAGAUGGACCCAGUAUCACAAACACAGGCAUCUGAGGCCCUAGCUGGAAGAGGAUACAGCAUUGUUGGAUGGUACCAUUCCCAUCCUGCGUUUGAUCCUAAUCCAUCCUUAAGAGACAUUGACACCCAGGCUAAAUACCAGAAUUAUUUUUCACGUGGAGGAGCUCAGUUCGUUGGGAUGAUCAUCAGUCCAUAUAAUAGAAGUAACUCCUUGCCUUAUUCCCAGGUGACAUGUCUUAUAGUUAGUGAUGAACUCAGCACAGAUGGCCGUUUCCGGCUCCCAUAUAAGUGUGAGUUGAAGCAAAUGAAUGAAGAGCCUCUUUGGGUGCAAAUGAUAGAUAAAGCACGCUGGAUAAUGGAGAAGUACAAGCUAUCCCUCAGUAGUGUUCCAAUGCUCCACAUGUUUCACAGAGAUUCCAAUUUGACAUGUUUGCAGAAGCUGCUUGAGUCCAUGAGGAAAACACUGGAAAAUCAAUGGAAUGCUGCGGUUACUGAGGAGUUUCUGACGCAGAUUGAAGAUUUGUUCCUUGCAGGCUAUAACAACGAAGACAGGAACAACAAAUUUGAAACUAUUGCUAAGCUUCCAGUAGAACCAGGCAACUAAAUAGUUGUAUAUAUAUUUUCAAGACCUGCAUGUCUGAAGUCACACUUUCAAAAAAAUGAACUUUGCACUGAGAAAUCUACUGAUGUUGUAAGAAGAAUCAUAAGAAAUUGUGUAGUAGAGAAGCCAGAGGACUUUUCAGUACAUUUUGGCUGGUUUUUAAAGGAAGUUCAAUAUAAAAACACUAAGUUAGCUGAGAGGAAAGGCUGAGAGGUUUUUUUUCUUCCCAAUUUCAAACAAAAUAAUGAUGCUUGCUGCCAAUUGCUUUGACUCUUUAAGUAAAAACAUGCAGUUUUCUUGCCAUUGUGGAGCUGAGUAAGUGGGGUUAUUUCUGUGCAGUCAGUUGAGGGGACUGUUGCAGAGUGGCUCAAUUGGAAGCUGCAGACACAAGGAUUUCAAACAGGUUUGAGUAUCUCUCCGAAAUUACUUGACUGUGGGAUGUCAACAGGAAAAUCUACAUCCUAAGCUGUUGUGUGACUUCUCAGGGUUAGUCAGCUUUCACAAUUUGUUGAGGCCAUUGCGCUGAAAUGUUCCUAGACAUUAAUUGAACCUUCAUAGCAUGGAGAAGGUCCCUCUAGGCUCUCACGGUUUCAAGGAGAUAGUCGUCUUAUUUAUGGAUUUAUUUUAAGUAAAAGAAACCAUUAUUUCUCCAUUAGAAAGGGUAAAUAUUUUAAACAAAUAUUACAUUUAGAAGUCCUUCCUUUAUUAUUAGAUAGUACAGCUGAAAAACCUUAUAGACCAAAAAAAAUUAUAAAAUAGUUUUGAACUAAGAGCUGCCCUGUUAUAUAUUUUAGUUACAUUGCAUUUUUAAGUGCGAGACAGUAGGUAAUGCUUUGAGACAUAAUGUGUGACAUUUGGAUUUAUGAACCUCUGGCUUUGGUUUAUUAUGUAGCAUGUGCGUUCCGCUGUUGAAAUCUGGUGCAUUAGCAGAUGAACAAGUUUCAUUUAUACUUCGUGUACUGAUCAGAAAUGGCAGGUAUCUGCUUAACCCAGACUGACUACAAUUCUUGACCCCUCCUCAAGAGCAAACACAAUAAGUCAUGAUGUGUCUAUACUUUUCCAUCACACUUUCUCGACUUGGGGAGGAAGAAUCAACAACAUUUGAGAUAAUGCUUAAAGAUAAAUUAGUGGUCUAGUAACAUGAAAAUGCUCAAAUGGCACAUUUUCUUGGGAAAAUUACAGUAAUUACGUCACACUUAUUAAGUUGCCAGAUGGUGUGACUGUUCACACAUCCCAGUUGUUAAAACAGGUGUGUGCUGCCCUCACACAAACAGCUUCACUGAAAAUAGAACUUGAUGAAACGAUAAAACACAUGACUUUGGACUGCAUUUUUUGGGUUCUGGGAUUUAAUUCAUCUUUAUUGUGGAAUCACUUUGGAUUCCAGCUGCUGAUCAACGUUUUAAUUUGCGUUCCAGCACUGGAUCUUGAUAUCAGUAAUUAGGAACAAGAGAGGUUUGCUACCUUAGCUUCUUCAAAUAAAUCAUCUGUACACUCCUAUUCUGAUAGGAGACAACAGUGGUGAUCUCUAUAUGGCUGCUUUUGGACUGGAACAGUUUUGAAGAUUGCUUUAAAAGGAAUAUGAUUGCAUGCUACAAAAAUAGUAUUUCAGGAGGUAGUAUGUACACUCUGUGUGUUCGCAGUUAUUGAAAUGUUACCUAAUUUUUUUUUUUCUCCAGCUUUGUGAAAUGGAACUCUGAAGUCUAAAGAAAUACUAAGCAUGAAACAGUAAAACUGUAACUUUUCAUUCAUAAGGUGCCUUGUUUUGGACUAUGACUGUGUCUUCUAACAAUUGAUCCCAAUACAUAUCAGCACAUUAUUUAAGCAUUUAGAUCCAAAUUACUUAUAAAAAGUAAGCUUUUCUAAAAGGUCAGAUUGUACACAAAAAAAGUAAUUGAAAGGGGUUUCCAUGGUCCAUAUAGGCUGUGGCACCAUGCUGCUAAAGACGUCAGCAGUCACUAUCGAGAAACCUGUUCAAAUUGAGUGUAUUGGCUUCUGAAGAUGAGCUGACCCCUGAGUGUCCUAAGUUUCAGGAACUUCAAACAUUGAGAAUCUUUGAUUUUUGUCCUCUGCAGAUCAUUAGCCUUGGAGGGAGGUCAAAGCUGCACCUUUAACAAAAUCCCACAAGUAUUCACCAAAACGGUUGAGCAACCAUCCAUUCUGGAUCUGUUCUAUUUCAGUUCUUCUGCCAGCUUUGCUGUGGUGUGUUUCAGAGGUUCUGAGUAAUUUUAGGCCAUAUGUAAUUUUGUACUGAAUGGUCUUUUGCGGCCACUGAUUAAUUGCUUUGAACACCCUGACUCUAAGAUACAAGGUUAAGGUAACACAAGUUUAGCAUACAUUUUAUAGUAUGUACGGAUGUAUACACUUUUAGUGGUUUCAGUGACUUAUUCAUAUUCCUUACUUCUGGCAUAAUUUAAUUAGUGCUAUCUAAACAGCAUGACAAAUAUGAAACUGAAUUAUUUUUUGAAAAGUACAUUCUGCAAGACAAUUUAAACAUUUGUGGCAUAUUUUUGUUAUUUGAAAUAGUUUAAUUUUAUAUACAUUGAAUUCACAGUGACAUAGCUAACAAUAGCAGGCUCCAUCUAUCCCACUUGAUGAAACAGUUAGUAAACCAAAAGCUUCCAUAUAUUGAUUGAUAGCUGGUUUUGAGUUGUAACUCAUGACAUGAUCUACAGUUCAAAACCAUUAAAGACAGUCCAGCUGUACUACUGUGAUUUAUUAUGUCAGAAACUUGAUUAUGCUGUAGUCUCAUCAUUCCAAAUCUAGUUAAUUAUUAUCAUUAUCAGAAGUACAGAAUUCACAAUAAAAAUGCUAUGAAUUCAAACUUCAGGAUAGUUAAAGUUAAUCCAGCGUAUUACCUUGAUAUGACUGAACAACUUUAAAAGACUACUGAUGAGUAAAAAGAAUUUCACAGCCAGUUAGUAAGGCUCAAUCACAGCUGCUUGGCUGAAAAUCAUGUAUUAGGAAUAAGCAUAAAACUAUGAAGGACAGAAGAGAAAUUUUGUACUGAACUUAAAUUGCUGAAAGGAGAGAGACAUUGCCAAACCUUUUCAUCUUGCAGCAAUCAGGACAAAUGGAAGAACACCAAACUUCAAAAGAUUGCAAGUUUGUCACAGGAGAAAAAAAAUGAGUGCUCAAUGAUUGGCAGGUUGACUGAUGUCCAAAAACACAGAGAACUGUAGGCUCCCAAGGCUUCCAGGUGAUUCAAAAGUGUUACAAGGCUUCAACGUAGUUCUUUUGUUUACAUAAAACAAGAGAAUAUAUGUUACUUCUGGCAGAGCAUAAGUGUGCCACAUUGAGCUAGACUGGUUAUCUGAAGUGUGAUAGGGUUAGCAGGAUUGUUCAGCAAACACUGAACAAUUGUGAUAUCACAUUGCAAAGCAGAUGUUUUGUUUCAAAUUUUAGGUUUGGUGUGUACCCUACCUAUUAUGUGCUGCCAGAGAACAGCUUGUUUAAAUGAAUCCAUCAAUCGUGGGAUAUGCAGCCUGUGUACCUAGUAUCUCAGCAAUACUGAAGUUCAUAUACAACAUUUAUGUAAUGGGCACAUUGUCGUUAUGGUCUGAUGCCAUUUUUUCCCUUUGAAAUAUGGGUGUCAGUGGCAAAUUGCCUGUGCCAAAUUACCCUUGAACUGAAUGGUUUACUUGGCCACUUCAAAAGGCAGGUAAGAGUCAACUCCAUUACCGUGGAUCUGGAGUCACACGUACGCCAGACGAGGUAGGAUGGCAGAGUUUCUUUGAAUAAGGACACAGUGAAUCAGAUUAGGUUUUCAGAACAAUUGAUAGUUUCAUGAUAGCUGUUACUGAUACUAAGUUUUAUUACAGGCUUAUUAGUUGAAUUUAAAUUUCAUCAGCUGCUUUGGCAGGAUUUGGACUCUGGGAUUACAAGUGUAGCUACAUUAGCACCACUCCAUAUCUCCCCACUUUCCAAUUAGCGCAAAAUACCAGUUGUGCCCCCACUGCAUAGCAGCAAUGUAAACUAUCUUGCUUUACCUGUUCAAAACUUUGAGACACAGUCUUACCAGGGUAGUCUGAGCUAGACACAAAACUCUUCAGUUUGCAAGUGAUUACCUUUGCCCAUGUGGGAGCUCAAUACACAGGAACGUACAAGUUGGAAGCAGGGCUCGGCCAUUCAGCCCCUUUAGUCUGUUUUGCUAUUCUAUGGGAUUGUGGCUAAUCUGACUGAGGUUUCAACUCUAGUGCCCCCAAUACUCUCUAGUUCCUUUGCCAGUUUAAAAAAAAAUCUGUUGAUCUCAAAAACAACUAUGUGAUUAGCUGUUCUGCGGGUCAGGCUUAAUGUGCUUGAAUUCCACAUUAAAGUUUGCAAGGUAAGCAAAAGACUUGGGCUGUAUUUACAGGAUUGCUUAUAAGGCCUAGUUUAUAGCAGUGGAGGUAUAUGAAUCCCAAUGCAUAUAUUAACCAAUGAAGGAAGGCUUGUGGAAGACAGUAGUGGAGAAAUCAUUAGCAAAUUUCUCAGCAAGCACAUGGAGUGCAGUAAACUGCCCCAUACUCAAAGUGAAUCAGCACGUGAGAUAGAGUACGUUAUAAUGGGCAAGAAGAUUUUUAACAUAAUCAGUUGAGCUUGUAUCAUUGCUCAUUUAUGCUUGCCAGAAGAGAUGUAUUCGUACACAGGGAACCCAUCAUUGCAAAGAAAAGAAUAUUUUGAAGCCUUACACACUUUUAAAUUACACAGAAACAUGAGGAAUCAUUGCAAUGCCUGGACCAAUCUGAGUUGAGUUGCCAAUCAAUCAGCAUCCCUUUACUUCUGUAGUAUAAAUUGUGCUCAUUUUGAAAUUUGGCUUUCUUGCAUUUUUCUUGAUGAGUACAAGAUGAAAGGCUUUAACAAUGUGUCUCUUUUCAGUAAUAAAAAACAUAUACAGCUUAAGAAAGGUUCAAAGUCAAUGGAAAAAAAGCAAGACACUCAGUCCACAUUUCAAAACAUUCUUGACAAAUUACAAAAAAUAAGAUAUUUGCCCCAAAGUACUUAGUCACAGCAUGGGUUCAGAUGCAAGAAUCACAGUCAAAAAAAUGGAUCCAUCCUUGACUGCUGUUUGAUCUAGACAGAAAUUGAGAACAUCUAUGAAUCAGCAGAAAAUAUUUUGGCAGAUAAAACAGCAGUUGAAACUGCAAUAAUCUGUUCUUGUACUUCAAAGUGUACUGAACUGUACAAUACAUGCUUGCUUAAUUAAAUGUUCCAUGAACAUUGUCCUGCAUACAUUUAUAUCUUGUCAACCUGUCAGUAGGUUUCUGAUUAGGAAGUCACAGUGCAGUGUUUAUAUAGUUUUUAAGCUAAAAGUCAAGAUAUAAUGAAUAUGUUGAUAAAAUUGACUGCAUGGCAACACGCUGUAAAUAAAAGUUUCUGAGAACAGUAUCUACAUUGCUUGAAAUUGUUUGUUUGUAUGUCUGUUGUGAGGUUAGAAGUCAAAAGUAUGCAUACUAUGUGAUCACACUUGUAUAUUUCUUGACAAAGACAUGUUUAACGUGUUAUAUCUUCAUGUUGUAAAGAUUUUGAGAAUUGCAGUUUUGAAAUAAGGUUAAUAAAUGAUCGGUUUUGUACCAUAAUAAUGUAGGUCCACCAUUGUGGUUCAUAUGUUUUAUCAAGCCACAAUAACUGCCA